Papilio machaon (common yellow swallowtail) is the source of this 1346-nucleotide messenger RNA. RefSeq lists its product as uncharacterized. The coding region runs from base 7 to 1272 and encodes 421 amino acids. The record is from RefSeq and is a predicted model, not a curated record. NCBI's taxonomy places the organism in Eukaryota, Metazoa, Arthropoda, Insecta, Lepidoptera, Papilionidae. The transcript has 2 exons.
AGUAAAAUGUCUUACAAAUUUAUUGGUGAAGUUGAAAAUAUAAAUACUAGUCAAUUCGAAUUUAUUAGUAAAGUGUUAAAUGAACAAGGAUAUAAAGGUACAGAUGUGAAUAUACAAAAUGUUGGUAAAAAAGGUGAUAAUUACGGAUCUCGAGUGAAAAGAAUCGAAGUAACAUUUGAAGAUGGUAAAGAAUUUAAAAUGAUAAUAAAAAUAGCACCAGAAGACUCUAUAAUACGAGAUCAAAUAAAUGCGAAUGACUUAUUCAAAAACGAAAUUACAAUAUUUAACAAACUGUUACCGAAGUUAAGAGAAAUACAAGUAAGGUAUGGUGUACCUGAUGAAGAUAUAUUCAAAUAUCCCAUUUGUUAUGGAACGAAUGAUGAAUUGUCAAAUGAAAUAAUACUACUCGAAGAUCUUAAGAUGCGUAAUUUUGAAAUGUUAGACAAAACAACACCAUUAAGCAAUCAAGCCGUCAAACUUAUCCUUAAGGAUCUAGCAAAUUUCCAUUCUUUAUCCUUCGUUUUGAGGAACAAAGAGCCUGAGUUAUUGAAAAAUUUUAUGGGCACGUUAGUAAACGCAAUGCUAAAUGAAAAAACAAUAGCACAAACUCAAAUGUUUUUCGAGUAUACCUUGAAUGAUUUGAAGACUAUAUUUGAUAAUGACAGAUAUAAAAAUGUUAUCACCGAUGUGACUCAAUAUUUAAUCAAAGGUUGGAUGAAAUUAAUGAAUACUGACGCAGGGUCAAAGUACAGCGUUAUUCAGCAUGGUGACUUAUGGACUAACAAUAUCAUGUUUCAGAUGCAGGAAGACCAGCCUAUGGACUGCAUAUUCAUUGAUUACCAGCUCUCCCGAGACAGUCUACCAGUCUCAGAUAUCCACUACUUAUUAUUCAGUUGCACGGACUAUCAAACAAGGUCUAAGCACUAUCAUGAGUGGAUGGACUAUUAUCAUUCGGAACUGGAUAGAUAUUUAUCAUAUUUUGAUCUCAAAGUUAAUUAUGUUUAUCCAAGGGAUAAAUUCGAUGCUGAUUUGAAGAGGUACGGCAAACCUGGACUUGGAAUAGCAUUUGUUAUGGUUAAUAUUGCACUCAGACAAACACAAGAAGCUCCAGAUCUGACAAAUAUAGAUGGUACAAAUCUACCUGAUACUCUUAAAGUGCGUUCACUUAUGGAUAAGACUGUGACAUCGAUUAAAGAGCGAAUAGAAGGUCUGAUUGAAAGCUGUUUCGAAUUAGGAUAUUUGACUGAACCAUCAAAGGCAACAUUUAAAUAGAUUUUCAUGAAAAUAUUCAAUAACUAUAUUCCAAAUCUUGUAUAUAAAGAAAUGGGAAAUUGACAUUUUAAAGU